This is a messenger RNA of Culex quinquefasciatus (southern house mosquito), 4351 nucleotides long. RefSeq lists its product as uncharacterized. Bases 1 to 4005 code for a protein of 1334 amino acids. The record is from RefSeq and is a predicted model, not a curated record. NCBI's taxonomy places the organism in Eukaryota, Metazoa, Arthropoda, Insecta, Diptera, Culicidae. The transcript is spliced from 6 exons.
AUGUGCAAGUGCGUAACAAUUUCCCGCCGGAGUGGCACCAGUCCGCCCAACGUCCGGCCACGUGAACAACGAGCCACCUUCAGCAGCAGCAGCAGGUGUUGCCAGCUGCAGCAGUUAGAAGACAAGCCCCGCCCGACACUGUGUCUCUAUAAACUGUCCGUGGCAGCUUGGUUGCUGAAAACCAUCAACAUAGGUUGCCCACAGUCGGUGUUGUGGUGCCCACGUGGCGAACCGGGAACCCCGCGGCCGCCGAAGCCACCGCUAUGGCCCCCGGAGCCGGAACUGCCGCUCGAAUCGCAGUGGGCCGACGCCGGCGAGGGCUACUGGGCUAACCAGCAGGGGAACAACCCGUGGUGCUAUCCAACGAAGACCAACAGCCAGCCACAUCCGCAGCAGCAGCAUCACCACCACCAUCAAAUCACGACCCCGACCUCCUACCGGACCGAAUACGAACUGUCCGGAUCGUACGUGUCGCUCGAGUGUCCCGCGUCACCUCCCGGUCCGCCAGCAUGCCUGCUCGAGAAUCGACGCGACCCGCAAGGUCGGCUAGCGCACGCCCUGCGCAAUCUCUACACCGAGUUGGCGCUGAAGGAGCCGGUCCUGCCGACCUGGGUCCAACCGGUGGCGCCCGGCGUCCUCUGUCCGGCCCGGCUCGAACCCGAACUAAGACUGCACAUCCACUCGCACGGCCUAAACGAGUGCAUCACCGUGGACCAGAUCCUGGCCGCCGUUCAGACCAAGGAUGGACCGUUUCUGGAGGCGCCACGGCGUGUCCUCAUCGAGUGUCCGCCGUGGGUCACGCGUAGCACGCUGGCCCUCCGGAUACUGCACGGCUGGAGCCGGGAACCGCCGUGGCCUCCGCGAGGUCAACCCGUAGCGUUGGCACUUUUUGUACCGUUGAACGAGCUACGCGGGUCUAUAUCCAGCUACGUGGCGAAAGAACUGCUGCCUCGCGGACCGCAGAACCCGUUUGCGUCCGGGUUUGGCGGUUUCAACGCCGCCUGGAGCUCGCUUGAGUCGCUCAAGAGCAAACUGCUGAUCGUGCUGGACGGGUACGACGUGCAGAGCAAGUCCCGCAAGAACAAGACCGUGCAGAAGGACGUGGCGGAUCUGCUGGAAGGUCGACUCUUUCCGGAAGCACGGGUCAUUUUAAUUUCCGUAACGUCAUCCUGCAGUGAGCUUCUGCCGUUGAUGCAGCGGCACAUCACCUUUGAGGGCAUCACUUGGGGCCGGUCGGUUUCGCUGCUCGGAGGAGGGCAGUGGGGUGCCCCAACGAGGCUCAUCGACAGCGUUCAAGACUGCCACCAUCUGCGAAACAUUGCCCGGACUUCGCUAGGAUGUCUGGCUAUUGCCGCGAUCUACAACUCAAACGCCGGCGUCCUUCGGACCGAGGACGAAAUCAACGUGAUAGCGUCCGUGUUCAACUGCGUAGCGGCCAACUCGUCACACACCCAGGUCACCGAGCUAGGACGGCUAGCCCUGUUCUGUCUCAAGACCAAACGAUCAACGGUUAGUUCAGCGGAGCUUAAAAUGUACUGCUCCUCGCCGGAGACCAACAUCAUCGGCUGCCUGGACAAAGGUCCCGUGUUUGGACGCACCGCCCGGAGAAAAUCCGAGUACCAGUACACGACGAUCUGCCCCGGAAUCGCCGAGUUCCUAGCGGCCAACUACCUGGUCUCACUCGCCAGCCGACCGGGACUGCUCGCAGCUGAAGUAGCUGGACUUGCCAUCGGCGACGAAGUCGAGCCCGAGAUCCUCAAAGUCCUCACGUACUCCAUGGCACUGCUGGGAUCUCGCGCUCACCUGCUCCUCUCCAAGUUGACCCCACUCUGGUUGAGUCCCCAAACGAUCUUCUCCCUAGCCCUAGCCGGCGGUGAAACCGAGGCCAACCUCACAGCUCUCUGCGAGAUCCUGGGCAUCUCCAAGUCACCCCCAAUCCCACCGCUCGAGGCUAAACCCAUCUGGGUGCAGAUCAAGUCCACUGCCUCCGAGCUGCAAGGAUGGGGAAUGGCUCUGAAGAGCCCAACCUGUACGCUGAAGAACCUAGAAAUCGUCUACCAAAUCGAGAAGAACAUGCUGCUCGAGUCGCGCAACGUGAUGGACAUCUUCCUGGACGCACUGCUGAAGAAUGAGUCCGUCACGACGCUGCGGAUAACUUCGCUGAUCGAGAACGAGGUCCGCGACUCGGACAUCAACUACCUGGCGUCGUGCAUAUCCAAGACGGUGCUAAAACCAAGACUGGAGAGUUUCGAACUCAUUCUGACCCUGCUUGAGGAGGAUCCUCCUAUCCUAAAGUUACAGUCGGUGGUGACCGGUCUCUGCCGGACAAUUCCGCGACAACCGAAGCUCAGCAAUUUGAUUCUGGAUCUUAGUCUGUGCACCUCCCAGCUGGUUCAAAUCUGCUCCAUGCUGGAAAAGUGUCCUCAAGUGACGCGACUCUCAUUCCCGCAUCUUCGCUGUGAACGCGGUGCCGUUGGGGCCCUGGCCAGUCUCCUGAACGCCCGACCCCUAUCAUAUCUUGCGCUAGCGUCCAGCUGGGGCGCCCGCGACGAUCCUCCUUCCUCGAGUGGCGUCAGCAUGGGCUCCGGCUCCGGUAGCAGCUCCGGCAACUCUGGCCUCAUCAAACAAUCGUCCCUCACCGGAGCGCCCUCGCCCCGAUCUUACCCUACCGGAAUAUUUUCAUCACUGCCCCGAGGAGUCCUCAACUCCACAUCGGCCAUGGGUCGAUCAGCUACCCUGCCCCGACAGCCUAUGGACGGACCGCCAGACAAGCGCAGCACCGAUUCCGUAAUCUCCCGAACGUGGUACCCGACCCCCGCUUGCGACGGAGGUCCCCACAACUCCGGAACCCUGCACGAACUGCUCCUGGCCGCUCGCGAUCCGUAUUCCCGACUGCACGGCCUAGAUCUCAGCAAGGCGCAACUCUCGCUGGAAGACUCCAUGUGUCUCGGAGAAACGGUUCGCGUCUCCGCUACUCUGCACUCGAUCAAGCUGGAAGGUGCCUCCCGGCUCAGCGAGAUCCUCCCGACGGUACUUGGCGCCAGCGAAUCACCCACCCUUCAAAUGCUGAGUCUCGGAUCGCCGCGGAUCGCCCUUGAGGACGCCGCCGUCGGAAUGUCCGCACGUGCCUUGGGUAGUUGCAUCACACUAAGACUGCUUAGCCUGGACGGGUGGAGCUUCAGGAUAGAGAACAUUGGCACGCUCGCCUCCGUCCGAGGCUUCUUGUCGCUAACGUCGAUCCGCGAACUUGGCCUCAACAACUGCCGGCUGAAUGUGUCCAUGUUCAAGAGCGAUUUGGCCAUGCCGAGCUCCGCGUACGAUUGCCGCUCCGUCGUGAACCUCAAAAUGGCCGGCGCACAGAUCCUCUUUGCCGACCACGUCUCGAUGAAGGGUCCCCACAUGCUACCAUAUCUGACCGGUUUCGUGAACCUGCGGGAGCUGGACCUGUCGGCGCCGUCGCGCACCGGCCUCGGCAGCACCACGUCCACCCCGUUGAUCCUCUCCGACAAGGACAUCAUCGGUUUCUUCUCCACCCUGAACGGGCACUUUAGCUCCCUGAACACGCUGAAGAUCUGCAACUGGAUCGUCCAUCUGGACGACGCGGUGCGCACGCUCAAAACUGUCUCCAAGCUGUUCAAGUCGAGCCCGAUGAGUCACGUCAAGCUGGACGGGAUCGUGGUGCUGGACAGGCCCAAGAAAGCCCGCAUCGAGGCGCAGUUUAUGCACGCGCUGCUCGGGUUUUUGCCGCUGCUGCGCUGGCUCGGCAUUACGGUGGCCGGGCUGAGCGAGGAGCAGAUCGUGGCCAUUGGGACGCACUGCGCCGAUAUACGGGGGAUGGAGAUUGAUGUGAGACUGUGCGAUUCGACGAUCGAGAAUGCAAGAUUGAUGACCCACUCGCUCGGACUGGACGGCAAGUUCGACAUACGGGUCUCGACGUUCGGCACGUCCAACAGCAUCCUGAUCCACAUUGAGAAAACUUCCACGAAAAGUUUAUCCCGCAAAUAGACCGACCGAACCGGAGAUGCAUGCACAGCCUGUCCGGACGUCAGACGAGUCUCGUCUCGUUCGAUAUGGGGUGCAGCAAACCUUAAGGCCAUGGGGGAUUCAAUAGGUAUAUCUCAACGAGACACGGUGUGCAAGGUCCAGGAGGUUGGUUGUUCAUCCUUGGCUCCCAGGAGGGAAGACAUAAAGUGUGUAAAAGUAUGAGGACUAAAGAAGGAGGAAAGUAGGAAGAAUCUUAAAGAAGGGAUUUGCGAGCACUCAGUCGGAAUGGAAGGCAAGAACCAAUCCCUAUCUCUCUCUCUUUCUCUCAUGAUGGUGUCUGUAAACCUGUAUAUUGGUAAGGGGAAAA